Messenger RNA from Micropterus dolomieu (smallmouth bass), 596 nucleotides. Its product is annotated as cysteine-rich hydrophobic domain-containing protein 2-like. Bases 222 to 596 code for a protein of 124 amino acids. The transcript is spliced from 4 exons. NCBI's taxonomy places the organism in Eukaryota, Metazoa, Chordata, Actinopteri, Centrarchiformes, Centrarchidae. The record is from RefSeq and is a predicted model, not a curated record.
UGUCCCUCUUCCGCUGUCGUACGGUUACUGCGGCGGAUGUUGAUGUUUUGUUUCACAGCUCGCCGAAUGAUGUGAACUGUAUCGUCUCCGGGACGGGUUGAUAUAUUUUGUUUGUGAUUGUCCUCGCGGUUUUCUACUGUUCUCCCUGUAAGCUUUGUCUGUUCGUCGGCAUCGUGUCUCUCCCGGUGUCUCUCCCGGGAAGCGCGAGGCCGAGUCGUGCGAUGAUGGAGGACUUUGAUGAGAUCUACGAAGAGGAGGAGGAGGAAGAGGAGGACGAGGACAGGGCCGCGGAGGAGCAGCUCCUCAAGUACGCUCCGGACCCGGUGGUGGUGCGAGGGUCCGGCCACGUCACUGUGUUUGGGCUUAGUAACAAAUUCGAGUCAGAAUUUCCUUCUGCACUUACGGGAAAGGUAGCACCAGAGGAAUUCAAAGCCAGUAUCAACCGUGUGAACAGCUGCCUGAGGAAGACGCUGCCAGUGAAUGUGCGGUGGCUGCUGUGUGGCUGUCUCUGCUGCUGUUGCACACUGGGCUUCAGUUUGUGGCCUGUUAUCUGCCUCAGCAAGAGGAUCUCUCGCACACCCCCAUACUGGAUGUAA